Messenger RNA from Aspergillus clavatus NRRL 1, 315 nucleotides. RefSeq lists its product as uncharacterized. NCBI's taxonomy places the organism in Eukaryota, Fungi, Ascomycota, Eurotiomycetes, Eurotiales, Aspergillaceae. Bases 1 to 315 code for a protein of 104 amino acids. The record is from RefSeq and is a predicted model, not a curated record. The transcript has 3 exons.
AUGACCAACCCUUAUAAUGACGACCUACUUGAGCAUGCUAUCUAUGUGGUGAAGCUUGUUCACGCGUACGACCAAGAGAAUCCGGAUCAAUUCAGUACAGAACGGCUGAGGUUGCAGAGCACACUACACAAGUGGUUUGACCAGUACCGUUUUGCGGUGAACCCAUAUAAUGGAUACAAGGUCCACACCUUCUCACGGACACUCAUUUAUACGGAAAUGUACUUGACCCAGUGUGCCGCCAACCCACCGAUCCCCAUCGAGUUUCAAACAGACUAUUGUGGUGGCACUUCCAGCAAGCAGUGCUUGCUAACAUGA